AUGAAAGGUUCGAAGGAGGCUAAGGUCGGCAAAUCCGUGGAAUUUUGUCGUACGUUCAGCAUCAUCAUCAUCAUCAUUGAUUCAGCGUUGAGAUUAAGGAACAUGGUUCUUUAUGCGCACAUUUUUAUCUACACCAACCAACCACAACUUUGGGCUUCAGCAACAAUGUCUUAUUCAAAGAAUCGGCAUCAACGAAGAUUUAGGGUUGACAACAAGGCUUCACUUUGGCCAUUAAACAAAGUCAACAAGGCCAUUAAACAAAGAAUUUGGGAAAGGAUUCCUGAUGCUGACCGUGACAUGUUAAGUGGAGCAACUGAUAUUUUGAAGGUUUUAUUACAGAACCAAACACAACGCAUCAGUGAUGCUUGGGACUGA
Molecule: messenger RNA, 375 nt
Organism: Sphenostylis stenocarpa
Lineage: Eukaryota; Viridiplantae; Streptophyta; Magnoliopsida; Fabales; Fabaceae
Source: the annotation of a GenBank genome assembly